AAUCAGCUAGAAAUGUAUAUAAAGAGAUAGGUUUCAACAUUUCCCAAUAACAGAAUUAGAGUUAAGAUUUUUUAAGUAACAUUUUUUGCCAGGCAUCUAGAUCCACCUAUAUGGAUAUACCAUCAAUUUUUGUUUUCAAAGUUAGUGUUAAAAUUUACAUUAUAAUUUGACUCACAUAUAUUACUCUAGAUUUUACCUGUUUGAAGAGGGUCUAGAUCUCUAAUUGAAAAGAAAGAUACAUCUACUAAUCACCCCACACUGUGAUAUAUAGCCAAUUUCUACUCUUGACUUUAUUUCAAUGGAUCAUUGACACUCAUCAUCUUCAUGGAGUUUAAGCUUUAUAUCCUGACAGGGGGUGGCAGCUUGUACCACUGUGCCAGUGAACUCUUCCAGUGACAGGCUGAGACUAUGAACUCCAACAUGGGAACACAGUCUGCUGGUAGGCACAGUGAAGAGGACAAUGACAACAGCAAUAGUUCUUCUUCUCUAACACAUGAAGUGCACGCAGGCAUGACUGUCAUUACUAGCCAGCCUGCUUUUCCUAAUUAUCCCCAAGUAGCCAUGAAUUAUGGGAAUUAUAGUCAUUAUGAUCAAGUUAAUUUAAUGCAGCCUAUGGCAAAAGAAUCUGGCAGUAUGUAUGAUCAUAACAAUGGAUACCAUGGAAACUUACAUUCAACUCACCUUGUUGGUCCUGAGCAGUCCGAGUCACCUCCUCCACCACCAAGGGUAUACAAACCAUGUGUUGUAUGUAAUGACAAGAGCUCAGGGUAUCACUACGGCGUUAGUUCCUGUGAGGGCUGUAAGGGUUUUUUUCGAAGAAGUGUUCAGAAAAAUAUGCUGUAUACUUGCCAUAAAGAAAAAACCUGUGUUAUCAAUAAAGUGACCAGAAACCGGUGUCAAUAUUGUCGUCUUCAAAAAUGUAUAGCCAGGGGGAUGUCCAAAGAAGCACUACAAAACGUUGACACCAACAAACAUUUUAGUUUAGUAAACACUGUAGAAGCUGUUCGAAAUGAUAGAAAUAAAAAGAAAAAGAUGAAGCCUGAAAGCACUUCGAGUCUUGACGAACUAACGGAAGAUGAUCAAAUGUUGAUACAGGAAGUUUUAGAUGCGCACAGGGAGACAACUCCAAAUGGUGUCAAUGGUGCUAACAAGUCUCUUUUUGAGAAAAGUGGCAUCUAUAGCACACUGGCAGCUACCACCACCACAGUAGCCUCCACUACCUCAACUUCAGAUCCCAAGGCAGAUGAUGAUGUUACUUCUGGGGUAUUUCUUUGGGAGAAAAUCACAGAGCUUUCAUCAGCUGGUGUUGUUCUCAUUGUAGACUUUGCCAAAAAAAUACCAGGAUUUCUAAGUCUGUCAACAUCAGAUCAAAUCACACUUCUCAAGGCAGCAUGUCUAGAAAUAAUGAUUCUGAGAAUCAGUAUACGCUAUGACCUGGAGACAGAUACUAUGCAGUUUUCCAAUGGACUUUCCUUAACACGUGAGCAGCUAAAGAAAGGAGGGUUUGGACCACUCACUUCUACAAUCUUCUCCUUUGCAGCAUCAUUAAAAAGCAUGAGUUGUGAUGAAACUGAAUAUGCUCUACUUUCAUCCAUUUGUUUAAUCAGUGGUGAUCGCUCAGGCUUGAAAGACACUGAAAAAAUUGAACAAAUGCAAGAACCAUUACUAGAGGCACUCAAACAUUACAUAAGAUCUCGACGUCCAGAUCAGAAACACUCUUUUGCCAAAAUGCUGAUGAAAUUGACAGACCUUCGCAGCAUUAGUGUGAAGGGUGCUGAAAAAGUUCUACAUCUGCGUUUGGAAAGAUAUGCACAGUUACCUCCGCUAGUGGUAGAAAUGCUUGAACGAGUGGAAAAUGUUUGUCUGCCUUGAUUAUCAACACUUUAUAUUUAUUUACCAAGAUUUUCUUGGUCAGCAUGUGGGACUAAUAAAUGUAGCCAGCCAAACUCAGGGACAUUUUUUGAAUGUGUGCCUAAUUUCAUUACAACACUCUUGUUAAUGAUUGAACAUCUUUAUUAUCCAGCUCACAGUUUACAUCCUUGAUACAUGGCACAUCUUGUGUGAGUGUAAAGGAUACAAAAUCACAUUUAUAUGUUUGUCUAGAAGAAUUAGACAUGAUUUGCUCUGUGGUAUCAAUACAAAGAGCAUAGUGAUACUUUCAAAGAAACAUGAAGUAAAACAAAAAGGUAUCAGGUUAGAGUAGAUUAUUUUCAGAGUAUAUAUUAAGCAUUAGAUGUUGAAUAAAUAUAAACAGAGAAAACCAAACAGAUGCGCAGUGACUAGUUUAGAUCUAUGAUACAUCACUCUGUUUACUCUAAAUCUUCAUGAAGUUCAAGGGAUUUAAGGCCAUACAGAAAAGGUUACUAAAACGUAAUACUAGAUUCAUUUUGUUUGUUUUUUUUAAUUUCUAGUUUUUUUCUGUUAAGUCAGAACGGCUCCUAAACAUAUACUUCAUUACAUUUACAAAUUAAUAUUUAAAGCGCUAAUUUUCUAUUUAAAAAAUCUAUUUUAAUAAAGCGUUAAAACAUUCCUUGUAAUAAACACAAUUUGAUCUCAUGACACAUAAGGACUACUAGUGUAUUAUAUGUUUUGUUCUCUGCAUUGAACCUUUACAUCUGUUUGUUUAGCUCCAUUCUGAGCUCUAUUAUAUAGGUCUGUCUUAGACUUUGGCACAAGACAAGGGCAACAAGUGACAGCUGUACUUGUAACUACAUUCUUUACUUUAAGUCAAUCUUCAUGCACUGAUAUUUAUUGAUAUACAAAAUAUUAAGAGCAGCAGUUUCUUUAUAAUAAAUGCAUGAUCAUGUCUGAUACUACACAUAGUGUCCUUAGAAUUUGGAAUAUUAAUACCUUUAACAAAGGCAGCACAUCUUUGUAAGCAUCAAUUUCGUAUCUAAGUGAAAGUCCUGGAUGUUUAUUGUAUUUUUGCUAAAAUAAGUCUCAAACAUCAUGUUAUCCGAAUCAAGUUAGGUAAAUUUUGAAGCUAUCAAGUUAGGUAACCAACCCGAAGCUAUUAAGUAAGGUAACUUUUGAAGGCUUAGCCAAUCUUCGGUAAACUUUUCAAAAUGUAGAAACAAAAACAAUGCCGUGUUUUAUUGAGCUGGCUGGGUUGUAUUGAAUUUUUAUGCUAAUUAUUUGUUUCUGAAUUCCUAAUGUCCUAGCCCAGCCUCUGCCACAGAACUGAGUUCUAAGAAUCAAAUGGCAGAUUUCAUACACUGUAGAAAAAAAGUUCCCCUUUCAGACCUUGCGUUCUAUAGGGCAACUGAUAUAAAGGUCAUCUGUUUCUGUCAAUGAGGUCAGUGAGGGUGUCAUGUGGCCAGCACAACUAAUUUCUGGUACCCAUUAGAACUAGGUGGACUCAAGAGGCACCCUAAAGAUCCCAAAAUUAAUUUUUUCCUGAAAAUAAAAAAGGAAAUUCAUUUUUCAUCUUUUUUUGCAAUUGUUUUGUACACUAAAUAGAUUUUUGUAUGUAUGAAAUGUGAAAUGAUUUACAGUUGUGAUUUGAAUGAUUGAAUAGUUUAGAAAAUUUAAAGGAGUAUUGGUUUCAUAAUACUUGCAUAACUUAACAUUUCCACUUCUGCUGGCUAUGAAUUAGGGUGGAGAUUUUUUAAAAUCCCAACAAAUAGCAAUAAAAAUUAGUUUGAACUUAUAAUGCAUUGAUCAAUAAGAUCAGCAACCAAACAUUUUUUUUUUUACUCUUAGUCUUAAAGUUUUUGGUUAAAGCAGUUAAAUACAGUUAAAGAAUACUGACAUAUAAUUAGAAAUAACAGGAGAUUAAUUUUUAAUUUGUUUUGAGAUAUGAUCAUGUGUGGAAGAGUUUAGUGUAUGUCUAAUCAAUAUAUUUUUUUUUGUUAUUGACUUCAAUAAAUGGCACUUCACAUUCAGGGAUAAUAGCAACAUAUUUUAAAGUACAUUUUUUGUACAUAUUUUUUUUUGUGCUGGACUUAGGGCAUUUUAAAAUGGUUUGACUAAUACUAUGCACACAGCCCAUAUUUUUUGUUUUGGUCAUCUUCUUUCCUUGUGUCUGCAUUCUAGCCAUUGGCAGAGCAAUACUAAGUAGUCAGUUUGAUUAUUUGAUAGUGUUUUAUUUAAAUUGGCAACAAUGCUAUGUGCGACAUGGCAAAUUAUUUUAAAUGGCAUGCAAAGUAAACCUUAAUAUUAUUAGUCUCUGGUCUAUCUUACAGACUAAUUCAUUCUACAUUGUUCCUAUUUGUCUGUCAUUGACAAAUUCAUUCUACAUGGUCUUACUGGUCUCAUAUUGACUUGUUCAUUAUAUUGUUCCGUGUCAUAGACAAAUUUAUUCUACAUGGUUCCUACAUGCAACUUUAUUAUUUACUGUAUGCUUAAUAACAGAAUAACUCCAAUUCCUUCAUUUGAAAUUGAAUGUUUCCUGUUUGAUUGACUUGACUAGUUUCCAUCUUGUUUCCUAGUGUGCCACUAGUUUGUCAAGUCUUCACAUUGUGUCAAUUCCUAAAGUGACUUCUUUGCUAAAUACCUCAUUAUUUAAUUUAAUUUAUUCUACUGUAGCAUAAUUGAUUGAACAUAAGACAAUUGUAUCAUAUGUUUCAUUGUUUAAUAGAUAUUUUAUAUGUUAAAGCAUUCAAAUCAGUGUUUAAAGAAUUAUGUAAACUACUAUCUGAUGUACUUGCUUCAAGCUUGGGUGUUGAGUGGACCCUGCUGAUCUAGGUCAAGUAAAGCUUGUGUAUAAACUGUUUCUUACUGACAAUUAGAUGAGAAACUCAAGUUGUAUUUUUAUUCUUGAUGUUUGUCCCAUGGCCACAAAAGGUUCUAGCUGUUAGGGCAAGUAAAGGACUGGAGACUAAAUUGAUACAACAGUUUAAAUAUUAUUUUUAUGUGCAAAUAGUUUUUUUUCUGUAUUUGGAUUGCAAUUUUACCUUGAUUUUGAAGUUGUGCAAUGAUUUACUUGAAGAUGAUUACAGAAAACAUAAACAUUGUUGAGAAAAAAGAUUUGAUAUUGCAUGUUUAAAGAGCUAAUUCCCUUAUUUAAAUUUAUCUCGUUCAAAAUGUGAAUAGUACUUGUGACCAAGAAUACCUAAUUGGUACAACUUUGUUUUUUGGCCUAAUUCAGAGUGGUUCAUUUCAUCCAUAGCUUCAUUAAUGUGUAUAUCAAAUUAUGCAAUGGACAAUUCUGAUUGUACAAGUUGAUUGCAGACACUGAUUUACAUAGAUGACCUGUUUAUUGUAGAUAUAUUUUUGUUGUAGAUACUUUUUUGUAAAGAAAGAAAUGUAGUAUUCUUCCAUUGUUAAUGUAUGUCUGUUAUGACCUAUUAUCAUUUCAUUUGUUCCUAUUGUGAAUCAGUUGGGUGUUAUCAGCUGAGAAAAAUGUCAUGUUUUUUCUUCUUCCUAUUAUACCGGUUCAUAUUUCCUCGGUGAAUGUAGCCAAACUUUCUCCUUUAUUUUUUCUUUUUUGUUUUAUUUUUUUCCAAUGAAGCAUAAUCAAGCCCCAAUAGCUGUAGCUAAUUUUAAAGUCUGAAGCCAAUAAUUUUAUGUUAUAUCUGAUGUUAUGUGGUAUUUGUCGCACACAUUUUUAAGUUUAAAAUUUUUUACUGCUGCACUGCCACAUUUCUUUUUAUACAUUUUGAAGAUAAGAUAAGGUACAAGAUUAGAUGGAGAUUUUUUUUUUUGCUAGAUUAGGAAAAUUUCACAUUUAUUCAAUAUCUGAUAAUUGAGUGAACCUACCACAUAAUUUCAUAUUUAUAUUUUUGUAAUUUAACCCUGUGACACAAUAAUCUAUAAAAUUAUCACAAAUAUAAUAUAUUAAUAAAUAUAUCAAAUAUUCAAACUCUAAUAUAACAAUAAUACUAAACUGCCCUUAUACAUUUUGUGCUGCAGAUUGUCUCCUUCUAAAUUGUUUCUCUUUUAAUUUUUUUUUUCUCUAUAAAAUCAUCUCAUAUUGAAAAGCAUUAACGGAUACUGUGAGAAUUAAAAAAAAAAUGAUACAACUACAGUAGAACAAGAAUACAAUGCAUAUGGGAUAGAGAUACAACAUAAUCUUGGGAGAAAUUUAUAUAUGGCGUGGAGACUUAAAACAAAUAUCUGUUAGGUGUUGAUUUUUAUAUGCAUUUUAACAAUAGGUACAUGUAAAUCUAACUAGAUAUGACUAUUGAAAUGGAAGUAAGCAGCAAUAAAAUGAAUGAACUCAAACAUUUGUUCAUAUAGUGCUCUCCUGAGUUUGUUAGAUUCACUUUAUAUUACUACUAUUACAGAAGUAGGCUUGUCUUAGUUGUAGAAACAAAAUUAUUCACCAUUCUUUUGUAUUUUAAAAAAUGACACCAUUUAUUCAGGGUUAAUUAAAAGAAGAUGGUUUGUAUUCAAUUCUAUGGAGAGGAAUUCUUUUUUUUUUUUUAAUUUUCAUCUUCAUGACAUUGUGUUGCCCCCCCCCCCCUUUUUUUUUUGAAACACACACUCACUCACAUCCACCAAACAUCUUUUUAUUUAUUUUUUAAAAUUAUGCUUCUGCUUUGUUUCAAAGAGUUUUGCAUGUUAGGUGGUUGUCUUUAUAGAGAGACUUAUAAUGUAGAAAUAUUUGUAGCAUAACUAUAUUAAGUAAUCUAUGGGUGAGUAAUAAUGUCCUAUGUCAUGUUGACUUUUUGCAUUUUUUGUUACUGUUUUAAUUGUUUAAAAUUUAAAUCUAAAUGCAUAAUGAUGAUCAGAGAAAAUCUGUCUGUGUAAUUCAUUGACUUGUUGUUUUUUUUAAACAUAUUAUUUUUCUUGUUUAUGUUUACUAAUUCGUGUUGAAUGUCUAAGAUUGUAAUGGUUAACACAACAUCAUUAAAAGUGUGGCCUUUGCAUUUGAGUGCACAACUUUAUAAAACUAUUUUUCUGGGUUUAAAUCCUAUUAUUAAAUGUUUAGAUUUUGAGCUAACCCACAUCACCCAGCUCUGAGGGACAAAAAAAAAAAUCAAAGCAUACGUGGCUCUUUCAGAUAUGUUACGUGUAUGAAGUAUUUAAAUGUUUUUCUUUCUACAUUUGAUGUUGAUACCAUUCAUUGGUUUGGGGGAUUUAAAAAAAAACAUUCUUUUUAUCAUGAGAAAAAUUAUGACUUUUCCAAUGCUAUUUAUGCUAUUAAUUAGUCAACCUUAUGGUACACUCUGUUUCACCAAUGGUUCAUCACUGCUCUAUAUCUCCAUCAUUUCUGCCUCUAUCAUCCUAAAAGAACUGCUGCACUCAUGGACUGUUUGUGUGUAAGUGAAACUGGAAUCAUACACUUGUAUACAACCUAGCAGCUACCUCAUUCAAUCUCUUGUCAUUGACUGCAAAGAAGCACUUGAAUUGUAUUUGCCUAUGCUAAUGAUAACAUGUAUUGGUAUGCUCUGAUCAUUACACAUGUAAUUUAUUAGCGUUGCAGUGAUAUUAUUGUCAAAUAUGCUGAUUUAAACAUGAAUAGUAAAAUGACAGUGAACAGUU
Molecule: messenger RNA, 7428 nt
Organism: Biomphalaria glabrata
Lineage: Eukaryota; Metazoa; Mollusca; Gastropoda; Planorbidae
Product: retinoic acid receptor alpha-A-like
Exons: 11
Coding region: 409-1872 (487 amino acids)
Biological process (GO): regulation of transcription by RNA polymerase II; cellular response to corticotropin-releasing hormone stimulus
Cellular component (GO): transcription regulator complex; nucleus
Molecular function (GO): nuclear receptor activity; zinc ion binding; nuclear glucocorticoid receptor binding
Source: RefSeq, a predicted model, not a curated record